This is a messenger RNA of Phalaenopsis equestris, 1516 nucleotides long. Its product is annotated as transcription elongation factor TFIIS-like. Gene Ontology annotation, molecular function: zinc ion binding; nucleic acid binding. Lineage: Eukaryota; Viridiplantae; Streptophyta; Magnoliopsida; Asparagales; Orchidaceae. The record is from RefSeq and is a predicted model, not a curated record. Bases 146 to 1279 code for a protein of 377 amino acids. Gene Ontology annotation, biological process: DNA-templated transcription; transcription elongation by RNA polymerase II. The transcript is spliced from 3 exons. Gene Ontology annotation, cellular component: nucleus.
UUUUACCUUGCAGGCAUACUCCACCUCUACUGUUAAAAUAUCGGCAAGUCCACGAAGUUAGGGUUUGCAGAUUCUAGCCUUCCGCACCCGGUCGUCUCCUACGUUUUAAUCGACUCCCUAGGCUUUUUCUGCUUUGUUUAUCUCAAUGGAGAAGGAGCUAUUAGGUGCAUUCGAUGCUGCUGAGAAGGCUGCGGAGGCGGCAGCGGCCGGCGGUGGAUUGGCGGAGGAGGAUCGCUGCGUGGAUGCCCUAAAACGGCUGCGGAGGAUGGAUGUCACCACAAAGGAUCUGGUGAACACACAGGUUGGCAAACGGAUUCGCAGCCUCACAAAACAUCCCAAGUCUAGGAUUCAAAUAGUUGCUACUGAUCUGUUCAAAUUCUGGAAGAAUGUUGUUAUUGAGGAGACCAGCAAAGAUGGCAAGAAAAGUAGCAGUUCCAACGAAAUAACCCUCACCAAAACUGAAACCAAAUCCGAGAGAUCUGAUGCUACCAAAAUCGAAAAAAAUUCAAAAUCUACAGAUGCUCGGUAUCUGAGAAAAUUUAUCGGAAUUUCUCGAUCAGAUGCCAUCAAAAUUGAGAAAACCAUGAAAGAUGAAUCAGCCAGUUUGUCUUAUGAAAGAUGCAAUAAAAUAGAGACUAUCAAAGUGGAAAGGUUCUCUAAGGAAGAGAAACAGACAUCAUUUUCCAAAAACCCUUCCAUUCCCACUGGACCUCCAAAGCUCACUGCAAUGGUAAAAUGUAACGAUCCUGUGAGAGACAAACUCAGGGAACUCCUUGCAGAGGCUUUCGUAAAGGUUUCAGAGGAGGCAAGUGAGGAUUUGAGGGAUGAAGUGAGAGACGUGGUUGAUGAAAUAAACAUAUGUGAUCCAAUUCGUGUUGCAGUUACUGUAGAGUCGGCGAUGUUCGAAAAGCUAGGACGGUCGAAUGGUGCACAAAAAGUUAAAUAUAGAUCAAUAAUGUUCAAUCUGAAGGAUUCUAAGAACACGGAUCUUCGUCGUAGGGUUCUCCUCGGGCACAUACCCCCUGAGAGGCUCAUCACGAUGACAGCAGAAGAGAUGGCUAGUGAUGAGAGAAAAACAACGAAUAAGCAGGUCCAAGAGAAGGCUUUAUUUAAUUCUGAAAGAGGAGGGCCUCCGAAAGCUACAACCGAUCAGUUUCGAUGCGGUCGAUGUGGACAGAGAAAAUGCACUUAUUAUCAGUUGCAGACUAAAAGUGCUGAUGAACCAACGACAACUUUUGUGACUUGCGUAAACUGCAACAAUCACUGGAAGUUUUGUUGAGAAUCAGUGCCGUGAUAGUUUAUAAAUGUGAGGAAGUUUAUGGACCUCCUAUUUCUUUUGUUGUUAUUUGAAUUAGAUUAUUUAGUUCAUUUACUGUAGCAUGGCUUAAACUCAGCAGUCUUCACUUUUAAUGAAUUUCUCUUACAAUAAUUUAGUUAUCUCAAUGUUUGUUCACUUUACUGUAGGCUCCACUGCUUCAGUUGUAUUUAAAUUUAAGCAAAAUACAGUCAUCAGCUA